AUGGUCUGGUUCGAACACCGGCUCGACGAAGCCACAAACGCGCGGUUCGACACGGCCUUGUUUCUGCUCCGGCUGCUGGUAGUGGUGUUUGCGAUGAUUGCGUUUUUGCUGGGGGUGAUUGCGCGGCAGUUGGUUGGGUUGCGGAGGGCAAGGGGAAAGGGGGGAAGGAGGGUUGAGGGUUGA
Molecule: messenger RNA, 183 nt
Organism: Plenodomus lingam JN3
Lineage: Eukaryota; Fungi; Ascomycota; Dothideomycetes; Pleosporales; Leptosphaeriaceae
Source: RefSeq, a predicted model, not a curated record